ACCAUCCUUUCAAAGUUGCUUUCUGUUUUACAUGCUUUUCUUGCCAUAACAAUUCCCCUACGCCAUUUCAUCCUGUUUUUCAGACUCUUUUUCACAACACUUUCCACAAUAUAAUCUGAAUGAAUACAGCCCAGCAUUCCAAAUCCUGAAAAACAAUCAGUCUGACAGCCCCUGCAAAACACUUGCAAACAGCAGCAAUGGAAGAAGGCAAAACACUUGGAAGAGUUAAACUAUGGAGGGCGUCCACAGUAGUCCCAGCCAAACCAAACCCCUCAAAACCCAUGCACACUCUCAAUGACCGAGAUCUGGCCAUGAAAGCCCAUUACAUCAGGGCAGUCUAUUACUUCGACAAAUGCUCUGUUCAGAAUUUCUGCAAUGGAAGAUGGAAAGAAGGCUUCUUCGAGAGCCUCAUGGAAUACAGUCCAGUAGCAGGGAGGCUCGAACUCGGGCCUGAUGGAAGAGAGUUCAUCAGAUGCAAUGAUGCUGGUGUUAGAAUUGUUGAGGCCUUUGCAGAUGCUCAGUUGGUGGAUUGGAAGGACUUGAAGGAUUGUUCCCUUGAAACAGAGCUCAGUUUGAGCCAAAUUGAGGGAACCCAGAUGGAGAUAUUACCCUUGGUUGCAAUACAGAUCACAAGGUUCAAAUGUGGAGGAGUUGCCAUUGGAUUGAGCUGGUCCCAUGUACUGGGAGGUGCAUUCUGUGCAUCCCUUUUUAUGAGGUCAUGGUCUGAAUGCUGCAGGAGAAGCUCAAGCAGCAGGGUAUGUCUUCCAGGAUGUGAUCAUGAGAAAAUCUCAGAGCUGUUGAAGGGUCAGUCAAAUUCUAAACAGAUAUUAAGGGAUUUUAUCAUCAAUAUGCAGAAAGGAGAAACUCUCGUGGAGUUGGCCUCCUUCAGGCUGUCUAAUGAAAUGGUAGAUUAUCUGAUCUCAAGUGCCAAGAUGUCCAAGCAUUCAAAGCCUGUGAAACCCUUUGUUGCAGUCUCUGCAUUUGUAUGGAGAUCCAUACUGAAAGCACAGUCAAGAAAGGCUGUUCACAGGGCCCUGAUAUGCAGGGAAACCAAAGAGAACAAUGAUCCAAAUAUACCAUUUUUUCAUCUGGGCAAUGACCAGAUUUUGGCACAAGUAGAGCUAUGUGAUGAAGACAUGGAAUUAAGCAGCACCUGGAGCUUAUGCAAAAUUGCUGAAUCAAUUCAGACUGCUGAUCCAAUGAUUUCUGUGGAUAAAGAUGAGGCAACUCUGGUUUAUGGGUAUGAUUUGACAUUUGUGAAUUGGGAGCAGCUGCCAUGGUUUGAUCUGGUGUUUGAAGAGGAAGGCCCAAUUCAUGUCUCUUGUACAGCAGAACCUGUGGGUAUCAAUGGAAUGGUCAUGGUUAUGCCUUCUUCUCCUUCAGAAGGAGCAAAUGCCAGGUUGGUGAAAGUUUCCCUUUCUAGAGAUGAGGUGGUGAAACUCAAGCAGGACUUCAGUUUUUUGUUAACUAAUUAAUCAACUGUGUUUUUCCUUCAUGCCUUAGUUGUGUCAUAUUGAUAUAAGUCAUCCAUAAAUCCAUAUACAGACCGUUCUGACAUUAUAAAUUUUUCUUUUUUCCUUUCUUUCAUCCAUAACUCAUCCACAACUCCUCUGGAACUUGAAAACCAGAAGCUUUCAUUUCUAUGGUAUCUUGUCAGUUUAUUUUCUGAUAUUGCUUCCUUUGAAGCAAAUGAAUAAGUUUGGAAGGGAUUCCUGGUAAACAAGAUCCAAGUGAGGCGAGUCCUUGAAUUCUAUUGUAUCUGCUAAUAAGAUAUUUAUAAUUGAAAAUAGAAAGUAAGCAGAAUUGAAGUGCAAGUUAAAGAUGAA
Messenger RNA from Cryptomeria japonica (Japanese cedar), 1826 nucleotides. Its product is annotated as protein ECERIFERUM 2. NCBI's taxonomy places the organism in Eukaryota, Viridiplantae, Streptophyta, Pinopsida, Cupressales, Cupressaceae. The coding region runs from base 198 to 1475 and encodes 425 amino acids. The transcript has 2 exons. Gene Ontology annotation, molecular function: acyltransferase activity, transferring groups other than amino-acyl groups. The record is from RefSeq and is a predicted model, not a curated record.